This is a messenger RNA of Alternaria postmessia, 2619 nucleotides long. RefSeq lists its product as uncharacterized. Bases 1 to 2619 code for a protein of 872 amino acids. The transcript is spliced from 10 exons. Lineage: Eukaryota; Fungi; Ascomycota; Dothideomycetes; Pleosporales; Pleosporaceae. The record is from RefSeq and is a predicted model, not a curated record. Gene Ontology annotation, molecular function: protein binding. Gene Ontology annotation, biological process: meiotic cell cycle; regulation of synaptonemal complex assembly.
AUGUCUCACGCGCAACCAGCAGCAAAGUUAGAGCGCGAAAAGAAGUUGAAGGCGGUUCUGACAUUCGCGUCAACUCUCAGCGAACGCAUCGAAACUGGUAACAAUGACGCGACGCUCAUCAGUGAACUCCAAACGCAGAUGCGCGGCCUCCCUCUCCAAGCCUCAUCUACCCUCACCGCGAAGCAAGAUGAACUCGAUAAACUAGGAACUGAGCUCUGGAACCAAGCUACACGCUUACGCCGCAAAGACGAAUCUGACAUCGAUGCAAAAUCGGAAGAUGCGACAGCGCACAAGUUUCACAUUCUGCCUUUUCUGCGUGCUUACGCGUUCAUGCUGCUCGAUUCAGCUGGCGGCCGGGGUCCGAAGGGGCGGCAAAGGAAGAACUGUAUUCGACUGAUCAAGGUUGCCCUGAAGACGGCCAGAGUAUGCAUUGAGGGGAAUGAACUGGGCAUUGCAACAAAAGUUCUUGAACGCGCCGCCGAUUACGAAGAUGUUUUGGGUAAGCGGGACGAAGGUGGGGACGAGAGAGACGGGGAGCUUGCAGAUGGGUUCAGGGCGCAGUAUUUUGCUGUGCGUACAACUCUGGCAUGGCGUAGUGGUCGUAUGGACAUGGCAGAGCACAUGUUUAGGAAGUGUAAAGAGUUUGGGAAAAGCUUCAACGCUACCACGACUGAGCAGCUUGCUGAUCUACUGUAUGAGAUUGGAAAAGCCGCCCUUGCGAAGCGCGAUUACGAGAUUGCCGCGAGGUGGUUAGAACGCGCCUUUGAUGUCCUUGGAGAGCAAGAUCUGGACAUGCUCAGCCCCGAGAUUGGUGAGCUGAGACUUAGCAUCAUGCAGAGUCUUGUCAACGCAUAUAUGAAGACCAAGACCAUGGAAACACAAGAGAAGGCAUGGCAAAUGAUGAGGUUGAUGGAAACCGACUUUGGAGACAAAAUGAUGGUGUCCUUGCUGAAGAUCGAACUCUUAUCCGAAGCUCAAACUUUCGACACAACCGAGUUCUACAACGUCCUUUUGCGCAUGAUACGCACCGUUGUGCUGAAUGACACAAAUUUCAAGACCAUCAUGCAUUACAUACACAAGCUGAAAGAUCACAGCAACACCACCGCCUGCAAAGCGCUCGAGGAUUUAAUCGACGUUCGGCUCUUUCGAGAAGAAAACCAGUCCUGGAUCGAAAAAGCUGUCAUCACACGUAUCUGGAUUGGAACAAACAAUAAUCUCGCUGACAAUACGCUCGAGCAGCUCCAGGAGCUCUUCGAUACCGUCGAUCAGAACUCGAAGAUUCGCCUUUCUGCUCCUGCCACACAUGCUGCGCAGACUUUGUUGUGGAAGAAAGCUCAAAGUGCGGGGAACAAGAGGCAGGCCAUUCGUGCUCUGGAGAAGGUGCUUGAAAAGUACGAGCAUAAUGCGCUAGCAGAGAUCAAUCUUCCUGCGCUAUUGCGGUCUGCCACUCGUAUGCUAGAGUCUGAACUUAUCAAGGACGGCAAGAUUGACACCGGUGUUUUGAGACAGAUUUGCAAUGUCUUCGAAGGAGCAUGCCUUCAAGCUAAAGCGUCCCGUACGAGGCCGAGCACACCGGCUAAAGAACUGUUUACAGCCGUGGAAUUUGAAUGGUUCUCCAAGAAUGCUUAUAACAUAUCGCUCAAGUACUGUGCGGAGAUGCCACCAGGGUCUCUGGUCAGGUUGCUGAGCUGCUGUAUCGAGUUCAUCAAACUGCUCAAGGGGAAGACCCAGCCAGAGGCAGACGGUGACCUCUGCCUCCGACUAGUGUUCUGCGAAUUCCUCGCUGCAUGCACCUACACCACUCUGGCACGCGCAGAGGAUAACACUGAGCAGAGCAUUCAUUACUACCUGGAGACCCGCAAACACAGUCAAGAAUUUCGACAAGCUGCAGCAGAAGGUAUAGACAAACUCAGUGGACCGUCUCAAGCCGACAUUAUUUCCAAACACCUCCAAGUUGUCAAGCUGGAGCUUGAAGCUGUGCUCAAGCUUCAAAGAUGGGAUGAACUCGACAAGCUUUUCGACCAAUGUUGGAAGUACAAGAGUCCAGACCACUACGAAACGUUGGCAGAUCUUGUCCUGGUUAUACAUGGGUGCAUUCUGAAAGCGGGCGUAGAUAAGAAGUACCAGACAAAAGUACUGUCUGUUCUUGAGAAGAUCAUCAAUCUGACGUGCCGACAACCAAACCGGGACAUAACGAAGCUGGCUCGUUGGCUCCGGUGCCUGUUCAAUAUUUCACUUGAGCAUGACGAGAAAGCCAGUCUCAAGUGCAUUGAGCAAGUAACGCACAUGGCAGCGAAGCAGCAAAACACCGUCCAUUCUAUCACUGCAAAAGUUGGACUGCACACACCAUCGCUAUCAUCUGACCCUGCGAAGAACGCAGACGCUGCAGACCCGGCUGAUGAUUACAUCAAGGAACUCGAGCGCUACCCCAAGACAGAGCUCGAAUGGCUUGCAUGCACCCUCUUCAAUCGUGCCGUGGACUAUUAUUUGCAGGAGAAUGACGAUGCGACAAGAAAAUGGGCAGAUCAGGCGUUCCUUGUAGCACAGUGUAUUGAUGAUGGCGGUGCGACAAGGAAUAACUUGAUGAGUCGGUUCGCAAGGCUGGAGUUUGGAGAGUAA